AUGCAUCUUCUAGACCCUAACAGCAGUUGGCCUCUCGGCUUUGAACACAUUUUUCGAUCGAGUUCAUCCGGCAGCCGGCUUGGUCCUGUCCUUAUCGUCAAUAGUGGAACUUUGGCACUUGGAAGCGCUUUGACUUUCAGUUGA
Colletotrichum lupini is the source of this 144-nucleotide messenger RNA. RefSeq lists its product as uncharacterized. Bases 1 to 144 code for a protein of 47 amino acids. Lineage: Eukaryota; Fungi; Ascomycota; Sordariomycetes; Glomerellales; Glomerellaceae. The transcript has 2 exons. The record is from RefSeq and is a predicted model, not a curated record.